Xenopus laevis (African clawed frog) is the source of this 2959-nucleotide messenger RNA. RefSeq names its product macrophage stimulating 1 L homeolog (gene mst1.L). Gene Ontology annotation, molecular function: serine-type endopeptidase activity; signaling receptor binding; receptor tyrosine kinase binding. Bases 220 to 2376 code for a protein of 718 amino acids. Gene Ontology annotation, cellular component: extracellular region. The transcript is spliced from 19 exons. The record is from RefSeq and is a predicted model, not a curated record. Lineage: Eukaryota; Metazoa; Chordata; Amphibia; Anura; Pipidae. Gene Ontology annotation, biological process: proteolysis; regulation of receptor signaling pathway via JAK-STAT.
GGUGGGAAUUGAAAGAGGAACAAACAAGAGGUAACUGCGACCCCCGGCUCCUCCUUCCGCCCCCUGAGGGGAACCUCGAAACUGUCCCGUUAUCCGCAGCAACUCCAGCCCCCACAAUCCAUUCUACACCCGCUGCUGCUGCUGCUGCUGCACAGUCCGGCCUAGAGAGACAGACAGACAGAGAGACAGAGAGACAGACAGGGCACCGGACAGAGGUUGAUGAGACACAUAACUGUACCGUCCAACAUGAAGUCCUGUCUUUUUCUGCUAUGCUUCAAUGCUGCCGUGUUCUUUGUUACUGGAACAGCUCACCGCAGUGCCUUGAAUGAUUACCAGCGUUCCAAGGGGUUGGAGUUAGUGCAUAUGAAUGAAGGAGGGGUAAAACAAGAGGUACAGGCGGAAAUUCAAAUCUGUGCCAAGCAGUGCUCUGACCUUCUGGACUGCAGAUCUUUUGAUUAUAAUUGGAAGAGCCAAAGCUGCCGCCUGCUCCCUUGGACACAGAAUUCUUCCAAUGUUCUUCUGCAGAGAAAUGUGCAGUAUGACUUGUACCAGAAAAAAGACUACAUCCGUGACUGUGUGGUGGGCAAUGGAAACACAUACCGAGGGACUGUGUCCAAAACUAAGAAUGGAAGGACCUGCCAACACUGGAGGCUGAAAUUCCCCCAUGAUCACAAGUUCUCGCCAACACAUUGGCCAGAAUUGGAGGAAAACUACUGCCGAAACCCUGAUUCAGACCCUGAAGGUCUCUGGUGUUACACAACUGACAAAAAUAUCCGACACCAGUAUUGUGGGAUCAAAAAGUGUGAGGAUGCUGUCUGUCUUACCUGUAAUGGAGAGGAUUACCGGGGGUCAGUGGACAGGACUGAAUCUGGAAAAGAGUGUCAGCGAUGGGAUUUACAGGCACCCCACACACAUCCCUACAAGCCAGAGAAGUACCCUGACAAAUCUCUGGAUGAUAAUUAUUGCCGGAAUCCAGAUAGCUCAGAACGGCCAUGGUGUUACACUACGGAUCCCAAUGUGGAGAGAGAAUUCUGCCACAUCACUAAGUGCAUAGAGAAGCAGCGAAUAUCCAAUAUUGAAAUAACAAGCACCUGCUUCAAGGAACGGGGAGAAGGUUACAGAGGCAAGGCAAAUACAACAACCUCUGGAAUCCCCUGUCAGCGCUGGGACACCCAGGCCCCUCACGUGCAUCGCUUCUUGCCCGAAAAAUACCCUUGCAAGGGUCUGGAUGAAAAUUACUGCAGGAAUCCAGUUGGCUCAGAGGCUCCUUGGUGUUUCACCACACUCAAAAACAUGAGGAUGGCUUACUGCUUCCAGAUCAAACGCUGCACAGAUGAUGUUGUGGAACCAGAAUGCUACCAUGGUAAUGGGGAACUGUACAGGGGGCGAGUCAGCAAGACACGAAAAGGAAUCAUGUGUCGCAGAUGGGAGGAAAAGCAGAAUGACCUAGAGCUUUCCUUGGCUCAGCCUUACCUUGUGCCCCUUGAAGAGAAUUACUGUAGAAACCCAGACCGAGACAGCCAUGGGCCCUGGUGUUACACAAUGGACCCCAACACUCCCUUUGAUUACUGUGCCCUUAAACCUUGUGCUGGAGAUAAAGUGUUGACCUUGGAAGAAGCAGAAAGCAUUGCGUUUGAUUCCUGUGGUAAAAGGACUGAUAGACUUUUACGAAAGUCACGUAUUGUGGGGGGUGAGCCAGGAAAUUCACCAUGGACAGUGAGCCUACGAAAUAGACAAGGGGAGCAUUUCUGUGGAGGAUCCCUAGUAAAGGAGAAUUGGGUGAUCAGCACAAGGCAGUGUUUCUCCUCAUGUGAUGCUGACCUCUCUGGGUAUGAAGCUGUCAUGGGGACACUCUUUAAGAACCCAAGCCCCGAUGAUCCUGACAGGCAGUCUGUUCCCAUAAGCAAAAUAGUGUGUGGACCCUCUGACUCCAGCCUGGUGAUGCUAAAACUUCAAUGGCCUGUUACCCUAAACUCUCGUGUGGCUCUCAUCUGUUUGCCCCCGGAGAGAUACAUUGUUCCAGAGGACACUAAGUGUGAGAUAGCUGGCUGGGGGGACACCCAAGGUACUGGACAUGAUAAUGUUUUGAAGAUUGCAUCUUUUUAUAUCCUCAGCAAUGACAAUUGCAAUAAGAAUUAUAGGAGUCAAAGGAACAAAGUGCUGGAUAAUGAGAUGUGCACAAAGCCAAUGACAGUAGAUGUUGGAGCAUGUGAGGGAGACUAUGGAGGGCCACUAGCCUGUCUGACCCAUGACUGCUGGGUUUUGGAGGGGGUCAUUGUGCCAGCGAGAGGAUGUGGAAAGAAGAACCAGCCGGCCAUAUUUACUCGGGUCUCUGUAUAUGUUGACUGGAUCAAUAAAGUCAUGAAAAUGGUCUAAGAGUAACUGCCUAAACCUGCUCUGCAACCUUCUCUUAGAAAAGACCAUUAAAAAGAAAGGGGAGCAGUACAUGUAGAAGAAAGUCAUGGGACUGGCAAAAAUAAGAAGAAAGAGUGACUUUAAACCAGUGUGCCCUUCUAUUGCUUAAAUAUUGUGUACUUUAAUAUUUUGUGCACACUUUCACAACUUAAAUAUACAGCCACCCCUUUUUAACAAGCAUCACUUGUUAAUGACCAAAUGUUUUUUGUUUUUUUUUCAUUUAAAAACUGGCACAUUAACCCGAGAAGAAGACAUAUAAGUUUAGAUGAGAAAUACAUAGCUGGGGUGGGGUUUGUGGCCAGGAGCAACAUUAUGGGACACAACAGUGGACUUGUUUAAUCUCUGCGCAGGUUUUAUUGUAAAUAAUUUUACUGUGACUUUACAGAAUCCUUAAAUGAAGAUGCAUUUUAGAAUGAGUCUGGUCUCUGUCAUUAUAGGACGUCUUUAUACAGAGAGCAGAAAAUUUUUCUUAUAUAUUUUUGUAUUUCCCUUUUUAUUUUGUAUGCUCAUAAGGCAGAGUUAAGUGAUUAAAGUACAUAUUCCA